AGAGCAGCAGUUGAGUGAAGGAUCAGCACUAACUAGCAGAUUUCACUGUGGACACAGACAAAGAGAUGAUGUAUUAAUGUUUUGAAGCUUCAUACGAGGAUUAUCCGUAUUUACUGUUACAGCAUACAGUUUCACACUGGAAGUCUCGAAGAAAAAUCUUAUGUGAGAAGAAGACUGUUCAAAUCUAUGGAAGAGAGUGCCAAACACUUUGAACACGGACUGUAGAUGUCUAAUGUUUAUGCUUUGUGGUUAUGAACAUUAGUGGGGUUUGAGCACAAGAGACUCGUUGUAUUAUACUAUCCCAAACACUGAGGAAAUCUCCUUAAGAUGAAGGGAGUAAUGGCAGCACUUCAACUCUGUUUGUGGAUCUUGGCUGUAAAGGUGGCGUUUGGAAAGGUCUGCACCACUGAGCAGUUUACAAAAACAGGCGAAUGUUGCAGCAUGUGUGCUGCGGGCACUGGUUUGGUGAGCAGCUGUGGUCAGGAAGACACCAAGUGUCAGCCGUGUCAAGAUGGUGUGUUGUUCUCAGACUCUGAGAGUCUGUCAGCCUGUCGUCUGUGCGCCCGCUGCCCCGCCGGCAUUCCUGAACUGGCACGCUGCACGCCCACUCAGGAUACCCAGUGUGAGUGCGGUGAGCGCUUCUUCCUGUGGCGAGAUGGUAACAGCACAAGUGGGCUGUGCGCGACCUGCUCCAUGUGUGGGCAUGGAAGCGGAGUGGUUCGGGCCUGUGGGCCGCUGGGAAAUACUGUAUGUGAGCGGUGUAAACCAGGGACUUACUCAAAGGAGCGGAGUGACAGGAAACCCUGCGUGCCCUGCUCACGCUGUACUGAUGACGAGGUGGAGAUCAGACCCUGCCAGCCGGACUCUGACACCGUCUGUAUGGUAAAAGACCUUAACAUCCUGUCCCGUCCAUCUGGUUCUGAUGGUCAGCGUGAAUACCCCCGAAAGCCGACUCUGAAUGAGGAAACGGAGAACAGGAGCAGCCCAGCACCAGGGUCUGGAUCCCCUCGACUUACUCCACAGGACCAAGGGGGCAACAACAACAACAUCUUGGUCUACGUGUCUGUACUGGCUGCGGUGGUGCUCGGCCUCCUGCUCUACGUCGCCUACAAAUGCUGGAGGUCAUGUCAGCAGAAGCAGGCUCUGGUGAAAGCACGGGUUGGCGAGUUGAAUAAUGUCGGGGAAGGAGAGAAGUUACACAGCGACAGUGGCGUGUUUCUGGACUCUCACAGCCUUCAGGAAAGCCAGCCUAGCAAAGGCAGUAAACGAGACAGCAAACAGGACACGCGACUUUAUGUGAACCUGCCUCUUCACAGGCAGGAGGAGGUAGAGGGGCUUCUCGCCGAGGGGGGCAGUCGGAGCUGGAGACAGCUGGCGGCCGCACUCGGUUACGAACAGGACAGCGUGGACAUCUUCGGGCGGGGCCAAGACCCCAUCCACACUCUCCUAACUGAUUGGGCCCAACAGGAAGGCUCCACGUUGGGCCUGCUCUGCUCCGCUCUCGCACGCAUUGAACUGCCAGACAUCAUCAGCGCCCUCACCGCCCCGUCUCAAGGAGUGUCAGUGGUCUGAAUACUUGAAUAUGUUCCUCACGCCUUCAUGAAAGAGACACUAAAAUCAUAGAGGAAUUGCGUCAACCGACUCAUUUUCCAAUGCCUUGCUUGCACUAAGACUUUGAAGAGCAGGAUUGGAAAUAAUAAGGUUUUUCUUCAACAUAAUGUUUCACUUAAGAAUUUUGUUUCAACAGCUUGAGAUGUUCCGCCACCUCAGAACAUUUUCUGCUCAAGACAGAUGUUUCCUCCAGCAUUCAUGGGAUGUUUAUGCUUUAUACUGUCCUCUUUGUAGUGUCGAAACAGACUCUUGUUUUCUCCGAGACACAUUCAUGCUCAGUGUUUUGGGUGGUUGUGGUUUCAGCUGCGGUUGGUAUCAAAGAAACGGACAUUUCGUGAACAUUACUGCGGCCUCGUGAAUGACAGUUUUCCAUUUGUGCAGAACGUAUCGUAGCGCCAGAGAAAGCAUCAUGCAUGCGAUUCAGUCGUGCUUUUAUAUUUAUAUUUCAGCGCUUCUGCCGUUUGAACAAUACUCAACACCGAAGCUGGACGGAGUGUUCAGCUUUUAUCCCGUGGCUUGUCAAGGCCAACGUAACACUGUGAGGUGUUUUAUGGUUUCCAGAGAGGAAAACCACUAAAUGGGCUGCACGAGGGAGUUGUAUAUUUGGAAAUAUACAGAUGCACGGUCAAGUUGCCUGAGCGAAUGAUUCUCCGUGUUUCAUUCACACUAGUGCUUGGUUUGCACUUUAACCAACAAUGCAACCUAAAAGCAAUGUUAUGUUUUGGUGAGUUAUGUGAGAGGAAAAUUCUCUGGUGCCUUUACUUUGAACGCUCAGGUUUGUGCUUUGCUGGUUUACUCUACCCAUGUAUGUAUUUUAAGGUCAUUCUGUAUGUUAGUGCUGAGUUCUGGGUGAGACUUGAUGAUGGUUUCUGUGCUGAGAUGCUUUUCAUAUAAACAUUAAUGUUAUGUAUCUAUCACUCAUGUUUGUCCUUUUUAAUAAUGAAAUAUCGAUGUUUAUAGGUCCCUUUGUAUUUUAAAAAAUAAAUAAAUAAUACAUUGUGUGAGCAAAGAAGUAGUAUUUUGUGACCCUGAGGAUGUAUAAUGGUGCAGUGCUACAAUGAAAACAAGAUCUGAAUUUGGAAUUACAGAAAAUAUCUUGCAUUUCAAAGGCCUUUUCUGCACCAUUAACCCAAUCAGGCAAAUCUGGAGCCGCUGGGUCUGAUUAUGCUCUUGUUGUUGAUUCAUUCUUUUGAUUCACUCAUAAUAAUACACAUCACUUUUCCCUUCCUGUACAUUUAAGCAACAUGCUCUGAAAAAUAGCGUGCAUUUCACUUUAAAACCAUGGCAAAAUGUGAAGCUGUUGUGGGUUUUUGAGCUAAUUGCUCAACUGGGCAAAAAAAAGAGAGCUGUGAGAAAUGUAAAUCUGUUUGAGACUGAAAAUAAUGUUGUGCUAAUGCCAACUCAACACCCAACCAAAAAUGGCAGUCAGAAUUUUCUGAUGUAAUGACAAGCGAUCACAAUAGUGUGCUUUGUUUACACAAUAGACAUU
This is a messenger RNA of Sinocyclocheilus rhinocerous, 3100 nucleotides long. Its product is annotated as tumor necrosis factor receptor superfamily member 16-like. The transcript has 6 exons. Gene Ontology annotation, cellular component: plasma membrane; cell surface. The record is from RefSeq and is a predicted model, not a curated record. The coding region runs from base 328 to 1572 and encodes 414 amino acids. Lineage: Eukaryota; Metazoa; Chordata; Actinopteri; Cypriniformes; Cyprinidae. Gene Ontology annotation, molecular function: nerve growth factor binding; coreceptor activity; death receptor activity. Gene Ontology annotation, biological process: Rho protein signal transduction.